AUGCCGAGAGGGGUGAAGCGAGGGCCGGCGGAGGGAGAGGCCGAGGUGGUUGUACGCGCUUUGGCGUCUCCAUCGCAUACUACACUACUCGACGACAGCCCUAGCCAGCCCAUAAGCUAUCACUUGCUAGACCACGGUUAUGGCGCUACACCACAGCAUCAAAUCAGGCGCGAGGCGCCUACUGCACCGCCAAAGACGUCUGAAGCGGUGAAAAGAAGACUGAACUUGAGUGAGAGCAGUUCUGGAAGCCAGCAGGGGCACGUGGUGCCCAUGAAGGCUGACUUUAAGACGCCAAAACAGAAACGCGUUAAAGUUCUCACACCUUACAGUCGACCGUCCAGUUCUAUGAAAAAAUACACCGAACGUUCCAGGUUUGACACAUCAUUAGGUUUACUUACAAAAAAGUUUGUCGAGUUGCUGAAGUCUUCGCCUAACGGGGUAUUAGACUUGAACAUUGCGGCAGAACACUUAUCGGUCCAAAAACGUCGUAUAUACGACAUUACAAAUGUUCUAGAGGGUAUAGGAAUAUUAGAAAAAAGAUCAAAAAAUAAUAUACAAUGGAAGUAUGAUGCAGGAUGCGGAGGGGCCGGGGGCGCGGAGGCGGGCGGCGCGGUGGCGUGCGGCGCGGCGGCGGGCGGCGCGGUGGCGGGUGGCGCGGCGCGCGCGCGGCGGCUGCGGCGCGAGGUGCGCGCGCUGGCGGCGCGGGGCGCGCGCGUGGGCCGCGCCGUGAGCGUGGCCGAGCGCGCGCUGUCCGAGCUGUCAGCGGAGCACGGCGCGCGCGCCUACAUCACGUACGCCGACCUACGCUCCAUCCGCGACUUCCGCAACCAGACCGUCAUCCCUAUCAAGGCGCCGCCCGAGACGCGCCUCUCGGUCCCGCACCCCGAUGAGAAGGGCUACAUGAUUCAUUUGAAAUCCAUGGCGGGUGAAAUAGAAGUCUACCUCUGUCCAAAAGAACGUCCUUCGUCACCCGCGUCGUCGUCAGGGACGUUGCCGGCGGACCCUCUACUAGAAGACAAUAAGGCGCUACUGGCGCCGUUGAUUGCCUUACUCAAUUCCAAACCCUCCAGUUCUAUCUCAGCCGAUUUCACCACGCCCAUCAAGCGCGAGCCGAGCGAGUGUUCGUCGAUGGUGGUGUGCACGCCGUGCGUCACGGACCCCACGUUGCCGCUGGCCGCCCCGCCCGCCGCGCCCCUCACCCCGCACCACAAGAUCACACCGCGCGACGACCUGCACACGCCCGACAGCGGCGGAGCCCGCGGGCGCCUGCGGCAUGCGCUCAUCGCCGACAGCGACGACUUCGCGCCCAUCGGACGAUUCCAGCUUCAGACCGAGGACCAGGAGUCAGAAACUUUGGAGUUGGAACCAUUCCUGGCACUGGAGCCACCGAUGUCAGCUACAGACUACGGUUUCUGCCUCGACCACGAUGAGGGACUUUCGGAACUGUUCGACUUCCAGUUUUAG
Messenger RNA from Arctia plantaginis, 1464 nucleotides. The record is from the annotation of a GenBank genome assembly. Lineage: Eukaryota; Metazoa; Arthropoda; Insecta; Lepidoptera; Erebidae.